Messenger RNA from Hyaena hyaena (striped hyena), 979 nucleotides. RefSeq names its product integrin subunit beta 1 binding protein 1 (gene ITGB1BP1). Gene Ontology annotation, biological process: negative regulation of substrate adhesion-dependent cell spreading; negative regulation of focal adhesion assembly. Lineage: Eukaryota; Metazoa; Chordata; Mammalia; Carnivora; Hyaenidae. Gene Ontology annotation, cellular component: ruffle; lamellipodium; cell periphery. Gene Ontology annotation, molecular function: integrin binding. The transcript is spliced from 8 exons. The record is from RefSeq and is a predicted model, not a curated record. The coding region runs from base 281 to 880 and encodes 199 amino acids.
GGCGGGCGGGGCCUGGGGCGCCGGAAAAGCUGGCACUGGAAUUCGAACCGGAGCGGCUGCCGCAGUGUCCGCUGCCCGGGCGGUGGGCGUCUGACCCCGACCGCAGGCGGCCCCGGGGGCGGGCCCGCGACUGUGAGGUGCCUUGUUUUUCUGGAAUGAACUGACCAUGUCGGGAUGACGGGAAGCGCUCUGUGCACACCGCUGUCUGUGGGAGCUUUGAAGGCCAUAAAAUAGAAUUUGUUCUACCGGGGAGCUCCUUUGCGUCGAGCUAUGGUGAAAAAUGUUUCGGAAAGGCAAAAAACGACACAGCAGCAGCAGUUCCCAAAGCAGCGAAAUCAGUACGAAGAGCAAGUCCGUAGACUCCAGCCUCGGGGGGCUGUCACGGUCCAGCACCGCCAGCCUCGACACAGACUCUACCAAGAGCUCAGGACAAAGCAAUAACAACUCAGAUACCUGUGCAGAAUUUCGAAUAAAAUACGUUGGUGCCAUUGAGAAACUGAAAUUCUCUGAAGGAAAAAGUCUGGAAGGGCCCCUAGACCUGAUAAAUUAUAUAGAUGUUGCCCAGCAAGAUGGAAAGUUACCUUUCGUUCCUCUGGAGGAAGAAUUUAUUAUGGGAGUUUCCAAGUAUGGUAUAAAAGUGUCAACCUCAGAUCAGUAUGACGUCUUGCAUCGGCACUCUCUGUAUUUAAUCAUCCGGAUGGUGUGUUAUGAUGAUGGUCUGGGGGCAGGAAAAAGCUUAUUGGCUCUGAAGACCACAGAUGCGAGCAACGAGGAAUACAGCCUCUGGGUUUAUCAGUGCCACAGCCUGGAGCAAGCACAAGCUAUCUGCAAAGUUUUAUCCACUGCUUUUGACUCUGUGUUAACAUCUGAGAAAUCUUGAAUUCUGCAAUCAAGUAGAAGCUAACUUCGUGUGGGAGUUCAGUGGUUUCCAGGGUUGAGCUAUUUUGGAAGAAGGAAGUGAUGAAAGUGAAGAAAUGCA